AACUUAAAUGUUAACAGUGUGUCUGUUAUCUCCAAGAUCAUCAGCAACGUCCCAGCAGAUAGCUUAGUCCGUACAGAGCGUCCUCCCAACAAGGAGAUCCUGAGGUACUUCAUCCGUCACAACGCACUCCGGGCUGGCACAUGUGAGAAUGCCCCAUGGGUAGUGGAAGAUGAGUUAGUGAAGAAAUAUUCUCUUCCCAGUAAAUUUAGUGACUUCUUGCUUGACCCACAUAAGUAUAUGACUCUCAACCCCUCGACCAAGAGGAAGAAUUCUCGAUCACCUGACAGAAAGCCUUCGAAGAAAUCCAGAGCUGAUGGAUCGUCCCUGGGCCAGCCGCUGAGUCCUACUCUGUGGUGCCAUGUGCAUUUGGAGAAAUCUAUUAUUAGUUCUCCACUGAAGGUGAAAAACUCUAAGAAUUCAAAAUGCCCUAAAGAGGAGCUGGAAGAGAUGAUGAAAAUCAUGUCACCUGCUAAACUUGGUUCUAACUUUCACAUUCCAAAGAGGAGCCAACUGGGGAAGGGCAGCAACAAAUCCUUGGACAAAAAGCAAAGAGGUAAAAGGGUUCUAAAUGGGCAGAAGUCAUCAGGGAAAUCAAAGUCUCCUAGGAAAGGCUUGAAGACCCCCAAGAUGAAAAUGAAACAAAUGACACUACUGGAUAUGGCUAAAGGUACCACAAAGGUGUCCAGGACUCCCAGAAAUUCUGGAGGCACCCCAAGGUCUUCCAGCAAACCCCAGAAACAUCUGCCUCCUGCAGCACUCCAUCUCAUUGCCUACUACAAAGAAAACAAAGACAGAGAAGACAAAAAAAGUGCUCUUUCCUGCAUCAUCUCCAAAACAGCUAGGUUACUCUCGAAUGAGGACCGAGCCCGUCUCCCUGAGGAUUUGCGAGGGUUAGUACAGAAACGCUAUGAGCUUCUAGAGCACAGGAAGAAAUGGGCCACCAUGACAGAGGAGCAGCGAAAGGAGUACAUGAAGAAGAAGAGGGAGAAGCUGAAAGAGAAACUGAAAGAGAGAGCAAAGGAGCGAAAGGAGAAGGAGAUGAAGGAAAGACUGGAAAAACAGAAAAGAUAUGAGGACCAAGAUCUUAAAGGGAAGACCUUGCCUACUUUUAAACUGGUUGAUACUCCAGAAGGACUUCCUAAUACGCUCUUUGGGGAUGUCGCCAUGGUGGUGGAGUUCCUGAGCUGUUACUCAGGGUUAUUGAUGCCAGAUGCUCAAUAUCCCAUUACAGCAGUUUCCCUGAUGGAAGCACUUUGUGCAGAAAAAGGAGGCUUCCUUUAUUUGAACCGAGUCCUGGUCAUUCUCUUGCAGACCCUGCUGCAAGAUGAAAUUGCUGAAGAUUAUGCUGAGUUGGGAAUGAAGCUUUCUGAAAUACCACUUACUUUGCAUUCUGCUUCUGAGUUGGUUCGCCUAUGCCUACGCAAGUCAGAUGUGCAAGAGGAAAGCGAGGUCUCGGAUAAUGUAGAUGAGAGCAAGGAUUCAGCAGCUUUUGAGGAUAAUGAAGUACAAGAUGAGUUUUUGGAGAAACUGGAGACAUCAGAGUUCUUUGAGUUGACUCCUGAAGAGAAACUGCGGAUACUGGGAGCACUGUGCCACCGGAUUCUGAUGACGUACUCAGUGCAGGACCACGUGGAGGCCAAGCAGCAGACGUCAGCUGAGCUGUGGAAGGAGCGCCUGGCUCUCUUGAAGGAAGAAAAUGACAAGAAGAGAGCAGAAAAACAGAAGCGAAAAGAAAUGGUGGCCAAGAACAAGGAGAACGGGAAAGAUGAAAAUAUGAUGGGAAGAAACGACAAGAAAAAAACCGAGAUGAUGAAAGUAGAGCACCGGGUAGAAAUAGAAGCUGAUGAUAUGAUCAGUGCUGUGAAAAGCAGGCGCCUUCUUGCCAUCCAAGCAAAGAAAGAGAGAGAGCAGCAAGAAAUACAAAUGAGAGUGAGAAUGGAGAAAGAAGCAGAGGAAGAAAGAAUCCGGAAGCAUAAAGCUGCAGCUGAGAAAACCUUCCAGGAUGGAAUUGCCAAAGCAAAGCUGGUUAUGCGCAGGACCCCAGUUGGCACCGAUCGUAACCAUAACAGGUAUUGGCUGUUUUCAGAUGAGGUUCCUGGCUUGUUCAUUGAGAAAGGCUGGGUACAUGACAGUAUAGACUACAGAUUCAUUCUUCCCCAUCAGAAAAAAGAAGAUUUUAAAAAAGACUACAGCCUGGGAGAGAAGCGGAAGAGCACAGCCACCGAUGGCAGAGUGAGCAAGCUUCACCGCGCUGUGCAUGCUGCAGACCUUCCCGCAGAGACCACUGCACCCAAGCAGGGACAGAACUUAUGGUUUCUCUGUGACAAUCAGAAGGAUUUGGAUGAGCUGCUAAAUUGCCUGCACCCACAGGGAGUAAGAGAGAGCCAGCUGAAGGAGCGCUUGGAGAAAAGGUAUCAGGACAUCACGCAUUCUAUUCAUUUGGCUCGGAAACAGAACCUGGGCCUCAAAUCCUGUGACGGCAACCAGGAGCUGCUGAACUACCUCCGAAGUGAUCUAAUUGAGGUUGCAACCCGGCUGCAAAAAGGAGGGCUGGGAUAUGUUGAUGUGACGCCAGAAUACGAAGCAAGAGUAUACUCACUGGAGAGCUUGAAGGAUUUUGGAGAGUGUGUGAUUGCACUCCAGGCUGGUGUUGUUAAGAAGUUUCUGCAAGGUUUCAUGGCCCCCAAGCAGAAGAGAAGGAAACAUCAAGGAGAGGACUACAUUGCCAAGGCUGAGGAGAUAGAUGAAGACAAGAAAAUGGCAGAAGAAGCUAAGGUUGCUUCAGCCAUGGAGAAGUGGAAGACAGCAAUCCGUGAGGCCCAGACCUUCUCCCGUAUGCACGUGCUGCUCGGGAUGCUGGAUGCCUGUAUCAAGUGGGAUAUGUCGGCAGAGAAUGCCCGAUGCAAAGUGUGUCGCAAGAAAGGUGAGGACGACAAGCUGAUCCUGUGUGACGAGUGUAACAAAGCCUUCCACCUCUUCUGUCUGCGACCAGCGCUCUAUGAGAUACCAGAUGGGGAGUGGCAGUGCCCAGCAUGUCAGCCUGCUACUGCCAGGCGCAGCUUGCGGGGCAGGAACUACGCAGAGGAUUCUUCUGAAGAUGAAGGUGAAGAAGAUGAGGAAGCCUCUGAUGAACCAGAUGCUGAGGAGGAAGAAGAGGAGGAAGAAGAUUAUGAAGUUGCUGGACUGAAAUUGAGACCCAGAAAGGCACCCCGGGGCAAGCAGAGCACAGCCAUGUACUCCUCAAGGCAGGGAAGGCACCAAAGGAAGAAGCAGUCGCUGCACCCUGCCAGGGGACCCCGGCAGCGGGCAGCACCUGUCAACGGCGCAGACAUUGAUGAGCUGGUCCUUCAAACAAAGAAGACGGCACGUCGCCAAAACCUCGAGUUGCAGAAGUGUGAGGAGAUCCUCAGCAAGCUGAUCAAGUACCGCUUUAGCUGGCCCUUCAGGGAGCCAGUGACCACGGAGGAAGCUGAAGAUUACUUUGAGGUCAUCAGCAACCCCAUGGACUUCCAGACUAUGCAGAGCAAGUGCUCUUGUGGCAAUUACCGCUCGGUGCAGGAGUUCCUCUCCGACAUCAAGCAGGUGUUCUCCAAUGCUGAGCGCUACAACCAGAACGGCAGUCACGUACUGUCCUGCCUAGAGAAGACGGAACAGUGUUUGAUUGACAUGGUGCACAAACACCUGCCUGGCCACACGUAUGCACGCAGAAAACACAAGAAGCUCUCUGCCAGGUGCCAGGGACUGGAGGAGCAGGAAGGGGACAGUGAGUCAGAGCCCCUCGAACAUUCCCGGGGGCGGAAAAGGAAGAAAUGAGGGAUGGGGAGAAGAGGGGGAGAGCCAGAGCUGGAGCAGGCCUUCUGGUGCUGCCAGGCAGCAGGAUGGGUUGUCUGGAGGGAGCUGGGAAGCAACAGGCACUUCAGUAUUAAUCCAGCCUUCCCUUUGGCCCAUCCUACUUUUAAUUUUUCUGCGAUUUCCUCAAGUAUUUGGUCAUCCAUGGAGCAAGUAGAGAUGACUUACUGCUUCUUGCAAAAUCCACAGAGCUC
Messenger RNA from Mesitornis unicolor (brown roatelo), 4043 nucleotides. It is a transcript of the gene BAZ1B, whose product is annotated as bromodomain adjacent to zinc finger domain, 1B. The transcript is spliced from 14 exons. Gene Ontology annotation, biological process: chromatin remodeling. The record is from RefSeq and is a predicted model, not a curated record. The annotation marks the transcript as partial. NCBI's taxonomy places the organism in Eukaryota, Metazoa, Chordata, Aves, Mesitornithiformes, Mesitornithidae. Gene Ontology annotation, cellular component: WICH complex. Gene Ontology annotation, molecular function: histone H2AXY142 kinase activity; protein binding.